Phytomonas sp. EM1 is the source of this 318-nucleotide messenger RNA. The record is from the annotation of a GenBank genome assembly. Lineage: Eukaryota; Euglenozoa; Kinetoplastea; Trypanosomatida; Trypanosomatidae.
AUGGGACGCUGGCGAAGGACGUCCUCGCGCGCCCGCGGGAGGUCACGCGGCCGAAUGGGAAGGUCCUCCCCCUCGCGAUGGGCACCAUCGAGGCGGUUUCCUUUUCCGCCCACUCGGAUGGCCGCCAGACGCGCGAUUUCAUCCGGCAGCUCCCUCGGGUGCAGCACACGGUCCUCGUCCACGGCAGCCCGGGCGCGAUGCGGCAGCUGCGGAAUAAACUCACGCAGGACUUCGCCGAUCGCGGCAUGGUCGUCCACGCGACGACGAAUCAGGAGGCGAUCCGCAUCCCCUUCGUGGUGGAGCGGCGCGCGAAGGUGA